Messenger RNA from Juglans microcarpa x Juglans regia, 2397 nucleotides. RefSeq names its product transcription factor 25. The coding region runs from base 172 to 2091 and encodes 639 amino acids. The record is from RefSeq and is a predicted model, not a curated record. The transcript is spliced from 4 exons. Gene Ontology annotation, cellular component: RQC complex. NCBI's taxonomy places the organism in Eukaryota, Viridiplantae, Streptophyta, Magnoliopsida, Fagales, Juglandaceae.
UGAACGAUAGGAAAGGCACUGAGGAAGAAGGGAAAUUGGAAGAGUGGAUUGCUGCGGUGUGUGUGAGGAGGCUGCGAAUCGUCUGCAACUUCUCUGCCUUUGCUUUCUUCUUUCUUUCUUUCUUAGUUUCGCCUCUCUCUUUUAUCGCAUAUCGUUCCAAUCAAGGAAUCCAUGUCGGCUCGGUUGCUGAAAAGGGUUUUGAAAGAACAACAACAGCAACAGAGACUGCAGCAGCUUCCCCGCGAAGAGGAGGAAGAUGAAGAUGAAGAAGAGGAGGAGCAGCUGAAUGGAAAUCGAUCUGAAUCCUCCAGUUCAGGCCCUCCUUCCUCAAUCAAUCCCUUCCACCUUCUAUGCGACGAAGAUGACCCUGAAGAGGGGGAUGAUUCGGAAGUCGUUGAAGAAACCUUGAAGCUAAAUAUUACUAAACAAGAACCUUCACUGAUGGAAAGUAACGUUGAUAUGCUUGUGACAUCCAGUCACAAGUCAAAGAAAAAGAAGAAGAAGAGAGGGAAGGGUGGCUCUUUGUCGAGUGCAGAUAAUGUUGAAAAGCCCUUGGAUAUGAUCUUAGAAACUCUCUCUUUAGAAGUGGAGGGUAAAUCUUCUAGUAACGAUGGUGUCCCUGGAAAAGCCAAAGCCACGAAUGUGAAGACUGGUGACAAACUGGUGAAACAAUACGUGCCCUCAAUAUUACGCGUGGAUCCCAAAUAUUUGAAUGCUGAAAAUGAACUUCGAAGAAUAUUUGGUUCUAAAGUGGUGAAAUCAUUUGAGAAAAAUAGUCAAGCUGGCAGUUCUAGACAGAUACGGGGUGGACGAUUUGGAAGCCAUAGUCAUAGAAAGACUGUUCUUGUCACUCCUUCAGACUAUUGGCCUCGCUGGGAUGGUUCUUUGUCCAUGGAAUUUCUGGAAACAAAGGAUGGGAACCACUACUUUAGAUAUGUACACUUGCCAUCCUAUGAUCAAGCUCAAAAAUCAUUUGUAGCUGCCCAAGCUAUUCAUGAUCUUAAUAGUAUUGCAAGCAUUUUGUUGCACCAUCCUUAUCACAUAGAUUCACUGAUAACAAUGGCGGAAUAUUUAAAGUUUGUGGGUGAACAUCAAAAGUCAGCGGAUGCCACAGCAAAGAGUUUAUAUGCCUUGGAAUGUGCAUGGCAUCCUAUGUUCACUCCCUUGCAGGGUAAUUGCCAAUUGAAAUUCAGCCAUGAAACCAACAAACCGCUAUUCACAUCACUUUUCACUCACAUGAGAAAUAUGGACAGACGAGGCUGUCAUCGAUCUGCUCUGGAAGUUUGUAAACUGUUGCUAUCAUUGGAUUCUGACGAUCCAAUGGGUGCCAUUUUUUGCAUUGACUACUUAUCGUUGAGGGCAGAGGAAUAUGCAUGGUUGGAACAGUUCUCUGAGGACUAUAAAAGUGACAACUCCUUGUGGUUGUAUCCAAAUUUCUCAUAUUCACUUGCCAUUAGCAGGUUUUAUCUUGAGCAACAGCACUUCUCAAAAGAUAAUCAUGCGGAUUCUUCAAAUUCUACUUCAAAUGAUCUUAUGAAGCAGGCUUUGAUGCUUCACCCUUCUAUCCUAAAGAAACUUGUUGCAAAGGCACCUUUGAAGGAUAAAGUAUGGAUAGAUAUAGUCAAGCAUUCUUUCUUCCGAUCAGAUCAAACAGGAAUACCCUCCUUAGAUCAUUUGAUCAAUAUAUAUGUAGAGAGGAAUUACAUUAUUUGGAGGCUUCCAGAACUGCAAAAACUGCUCCAGGAUGCGGCAAAACUGGUGAUCGAGACAAUGGAAACUAAUGAGAGUGAUGCCAAUGAUUGGGCUUGUGUCAGAAAAGAAGCAUUCCCAUCUGAGAAGAAUGAGUAUGGCCAUUUGUUGGUUUCAGAUUUCUCAGAUUCAGUGCCAUCUAUUCCACCUGAAAACCUUCAAAACUUUAUUGGUGACCCAAGGAUGAGGGGGCUUGCACAGGAUGAAGACCAAGUUGCCAAUCAACCUGGCAAUGGCCAUGCUCCUCGUGACGUUGCAAAUCGGAAUGCACUGGCUGUCUUGUUUGAGUCAAUGCUACCAUGGGUUCAUUAUGGGGAUGAAGACGAUGGAGGCGCUGAUUGAGAAUUGCCACCUUAGGGCCAUGGAUAUUAUUUUGAGGUGGCAAUGGCGGCUAGAGUAUACUCAUUGUUAAUGAAAUGUUUUCUGUUUCUUAAUAAGGUGGAUGAUAUAUAUCGGUUUUUCCUGCAGAAGGGAAAGUUCUUUUUAGUGUCCUCACUCUCGGAAGUUAAUUUUCUAUAUCUAGUAAAUUGGUGCCUGGUUUACUAUUGUUUUAGCAACUGUUCUGUAGAUUCUACAGAGGACUGACUCUUUGGAUGUAAAACAUACUUUAUUUCUUCUCAAAUUUACCGAAGAUAGAUUUACUAGGAA